AAACCAAUCUUGUCACAAGCACCAGAACGAGUUUACUGAAAAACCAUGCUAAAACCCAGAUUUUGGAGAGCCAACUUCUGAUUUCGGCAAUGGCGAAAUCAAUCUUCCUUACCAAUUAUCUAUCUUUGGUCUUAGCUCGGCCAACAUUCAUGGCCACCUCCUCCACACCUCACUCUCUCUUACUACUAUCUUCAAGCCUCAAACUUGUCAACAGAACCUCUUCUCUUCUCUCAUCUUCUUCACUUUCCUUUUGUACUUCUACCAGGUACCCGCUUCAAUACGAUAUGAUCAUUAAUCGCCCAACUCAGGCCUCACUCGACCAGACUCACCUCCGCCGACCCGCCCGAUGCAGCACACCCAACUCGGAUUACGGGCCGGAAGAGGAGGAGGAGAAUCUGAAACCCAUUUCGGAAUUGGGAUUUGAGGGGUGGGUUGAUCAGAAACUAGCUUCGGAGAAGAAGGAAACAGAGCGACCCAGUUCUGAGAUUAUGGAGAUGGACAAGGCUAAGAGGAAGUACUAUAACAAGAGGAGGCAGAGGAUGUACGGUACGGAUUCUGAUGAAGAAGAUAGGAGGAGAAAUGAGGAUGGUUUUGUGGAGUUGAAGCCAGAUGUGGUUGAGUUUUCGAGAUUGCAUAAGCGAGAAGAGGAGUUGUACUUUUACGAUACUUUUUGUUAUCCAUGGGAGAAGGAGAAGCAUUAUAAGAUGGUGUAUAAGUUGGAGAAGAAGUAUUUUCCUGACCAGUGUCUGGACAAGGCAUUUCUUGAACCUGGAGAGUCCAAUGCGAAUGUUGUUGCUGAGAAUCGAAAGGGGAAAGUUGUGGCGAGGAUGACGAAAAAGAAUAUGGUGGAUGAUCAAAAAGAUGAGCAUGGUGAUGAAGUGGAUAGUAACAAGGGACUUGUUUUCUUUGAGGAAGGGGGUGAAGAAAAGAGAAGUAGAGAAUCGGGGAAGGAUGCCAUUAGUAAUGAUGUAACGGAGAAGAAAGUAGAGGAGUUCUUUAAGUGUUUGAAGAAAGUUCCCAGUAAGGAUGCUGUGGUUGAUAAUGGGGAACCUUACCUUGUGACUAGGAGUACUGAGCUUCCACCAAGAUGGGACACUCCCAAUGGGACAGUGGUUUUGAUCAACAAACCGAAAGGAUGGACUUCAUUUACAGUUUGUGGAAAGCUGCGUCGCCUUGUCAAAGUGAAAAAGGUAGGGCACGCUGGGACUCUUGAUCCUAUGGCAACUGGUUUAUUAAUUGUUUGUGUUGGUAAAGCAACUAAGUUGGCAGAUAGCUAUCAAGCUAUGUUUAAGGGUUACAGUGGAGUUUUCCGUUUAGGCGAAGCUACUUCCACUUGGGAUGCUGAUUCACCAGUUAUUCAGCGUGAACCUUGGGAGCAUAUCAAAGAUGAGGACAUAAAAAAAGCAGCAGCAACCUUUCGGGGCGAGAUCUGGCAAGUACCUCCAAUGUUUUCUGCCAUCAAGGUCGGAGGUGAAAAAUUGUAUGAGAAAGCUAGAAGAGGAGAAAGCAUUGAACUUUCACCGCGACUCAUUUCAAUCUUCCAGUUUGACAUUGAACGUAGUUUAGAUGACAGACAAAAUUUAAUUUUUCGGGUUACAUGUUCCAAAGGGACAUACAUUAGGUCUCUAUGUGCAGAUUUUGGAAAGGCUCUUGGAAGCUGUGCUCAUUUAACUGCUCUUCGCAGAGAUUCAAUUGGAGAAUAUUCUGCAGAUGAUGCUUGGGAAUUCAAAGAGUUGGAAGAAGCAAUUACCAAAAACUAUUUCUAGUUGCUGAUUGAAGUCAUUAUAUGCAUGUCUCUACAAAUUUUCGCCUAUAUAUGACAAACCACAGAAAAGGUUCCACCCUUUUUUCAAGCUUUCUAUAAAGUCAGUUCUUUUUUCUUCUUAAAUUUUGUUAUUAUAAUGUGAAUUUAUUUAUUUUUAUACCAGAGUAAAUUCUUUUCUUCCUAAGAAUUCGUUAAUUUUCCAAUGAAAUACACUAAACUUAACGAUCUAAGUACAAAAUUUUCAAGAGAGAUGUUUUUAGACCAUAGUAAUGGUGACAGGAAGCAUGAGGAUAUAGUGCAACAAAAAUUGCUGAAGGUCCAUGAGACAAACUUGAUCGAAAACAAAGAUUCUGGUGUUCGAGCUUUUGCUUCGACAGACACACAGGGUUGAAGAUCUUUUGAGGAUGUUUGAUACAAAAUGUUUGAUGUGUGCUUUACUUGUCUUUAAAUUAAUGGAAUUUGUGAAUAAUUUUGUUAUGAAACACAAUGCCCCAAAGGAAUUUUUUGAGGUGUUUUGCAACAAAACCGUUUUGUGAUCUGAA
Humulus lupulus (European hop) is the source of this 2307-nucleotide messenger RNA. RefSeq lists its product as uncharacterized. Gene Ontology annotation, molecular function: pseudouridine synthase activity; RNA binding. The record is from RefSeq and is a predicted model, not a curated record. The transcript is spliced from 9 exons. The coding region runs from base 90 to 1766 and encodes 558 amino acids. Gene Ontology annotation, cellular component: mitochondrion. NCBI's taxonomy places the organism in Eukaryota, Viridiplantae, Streptophyta, Magnoliopsida, Rosales, Cannabaceae. Gene Ontology annotation, biological process: tRNA modification; mRNA pseudouridine synthesis.